ACUUGACAAGUGACAACGCGUAUAACCUCUCGCGAAAAGCGAAAAAUAUCAAAACAAACGCGUAAAAAUAAGUAAUAACAAUGUGGUUCUUCUAUUUAGUUAGUAUUUUAUCAAUGAUAGUGCAAGCUAUAUUCGUUACACUUGCAAUAGCGGCCGGACUUUACUACUUGGCGGAAGUAGUGGAAGAGUACACUGUUAUGGCGAAAUAUGUGAUUACUUGGACAGUUAUAUUAACAACAGCAGUACACAUAGGACUAAUAAUCUUUGAGGAUCUACCAACAUACCUGAACAUCCUCGGGUUGCUGCAACAGAUGCUGCACGGGGUGCUCAUGAAAGACUUCCCCGUCGUACGUGUCACCAGUCCCGCGUUCAUUGCGGCGUUCAUCAACCUGAUCACACACCACUAUUUAGCGUUCAAGUUCUUCGGACGUGUGUAUUAUAGCUUUUCUGAGGUACUGGCAUACUUCACGAUCUGCCUGUGGGUGGUGCCGUUCGCUCUGUUUGUAUCACUAUCGGCCAAUGAUUAUGUGCUGCCCACUACUGGUGAGAAGCAACCAUUACUAGGAGACAACAACGUGGUCACAGAUUACCUCUCCCGCAAGUCGAAGCGGUACAGCCUUCUCUCCUUCUUCAGCUUCGCGAAGGACUCCAUACUGCCCCAAAGGAACAAAAAGGCAUUUUGAAAGACAAACUUACGAUAUAUCGACAUCUCCAAAGCGUUUAUCUUCGCGAACCUAACCCGAGGUGCACUCUGGAUACUCCAUACGAAAAUCAUUCUCAGUGUGCUGUCUUACCGUAAGUGUGAGUGAGACAGAACGUCCACGCGCUACCCUCUCUAUCUAGCUCUGAAUUGGACUUCGCUCGCGACGUGAAGACUAGUGUUGCCGAAAAAUCGAUAGUUUUACUAUCGGUAAUAAACAGCCAAAAUCAUCUACCCAACCGAUAGGCCUAUCGAUAGUAUCGAUAGCUCUUUUUUGGCGAUACUAUUGAUAAGCAACGAUAGUAUUGAUACUAUCGAUAGUGUCGAUAGUUGAAAAACAAAAACUAUCAAUACUAUCGAUAGUUUUGUACGAUCGAUAGGGACCAUACUAUCGAUAGUAUCGUUACUUAUCAAUAGUAUCACUAACAAAAUAGCAAUCGAUACUAUCGGUUAAUUAUCGAUAUUAUCGUUUUUUGGUAAACUAUCGAUAGUUCGAUCGAAAACUAUCGAUAGGGCACUAUCGAGCGGUAACACUAGUGAAGACAAGCAGACGACGAAUCGGUGCGGGCGGGGAGUUUCCACUCUAUAUGUUGUAAUAUUCUAAAUAUUCUUUGGCAUAUGCCUGAUGACUAAUUGUUUUACUCGCUGUGACUCGCUCCCAAAAACAUUGAUUACACGAGUUAAUUCUACUCCUGCCUAUCUGAUCUAUCGCGCAAAUAACAUCUAUCAAGAUAUAAAUUGAGUUGCGCGGUAAGCGGCCUUACUGCAAUCUCUUCCAAGCAACCUUGGGUCGCGAACAGCGAAGUACCUAAUGUUAUGUUUCAGCAUUAUGAAAUUGUGUACCGGUCUUAAAGAUCUUCGCUAGAUAUUCCCGUAUACAUAGACAUAAGUUGUCUAGUCAAUAAAAGACAAUUUUCGAUAAGAAAUGGAAAAAAAAUCACCGCCAUUUUGCGGCUAAAAUAAGAACUAUCGUUUCCGACAUUACACACGAGUAAUUACGAAGUUUUUCAUAUUUCUCAGCUUAUACAUAUUCCGAGAAGUUUUUUUUUUCUGUACAAUAAUUAAUAAUUACCUACAAAAUACUAUUAUCGAUUCUGGCAGACACGAAACUUAUUUUAUAUUUGCAGUUUCAAUAUUAGCUCCCUUUCCUGUAGGUAUUGCAAGUAACCGUCCUUUUUUCUAUUUAAUUUUCUCUUAAACAUUAAAUUAAUUUCAUGUCUGCCCGAGUCGGUACGACUGUCAUCUCAGUAGUAUCCCGUUUAAGCCUAUAGGUAGAUUUUUGUAAAUACUUCUAGGUAGUUUUUGGAGUAGGCGAAGUUAGCAAUCAUUAUAAUAUAAAUUGCUAGAAAUUAGACGAAUAAUUGUACAUAAUGUUUGAGUCUUAAUUUAUUUUGUACGUGUUGUGAUAAAUAAAAGAAUAAGUUGGUUAA
Pectinophora gossypiella (pink bollworm) is the source of this 2130-nucleotide messenger RNA. RefSeq names its product protein TEX261. Gene Ontology annotation, biological process: endoplasmic reticulum to Golgi vesicle-mediated transport. Gene Ontology annotation, molecular function: COPII receptor activity. NCBI's taxonomy places the organism in Eukaryota, Metazoa, Arthropoda, Insecta, Lepidoptera, Gelechiidae. Gene Ontology annotation, cellular component: endoplasmic reticulum membrane; Golgi membrane; COPII-coated ER to Golgi transport vesicle. The transcript is spliced from 5 exons. The record is from RefSeq and is a predicted model, not a curated record. The coding region runs from base 81 to 683 and encodes 200 amino acids.